AUAUUUUUGUUAAAUCUUUGUAAAAAAAAAUACAAUUUUAGCUAGCUAGAUCUAGUUAUUUUUAAGCAAGACAAUUCUAGAUUCUAUACUGCUGUUAACUGCGUACUGUUUUCCAAACAUUUUACUUCUACAAGGCCCUAGUCUGGUUUUUUAUUCUUCUACCCAUUCAUUGAGAUUGUUUGGUUUCGUUUUACACAGAAGGCAACCUGUAUCUGAGUCCGCGACAGUCCAUUAUGAUUAUGAUGAAAGCUUUUGCCAAACAUUUCAUUAAAUAUUUCCAUUAUUUCCUAUGCUUCUUUGUACUAUGUCUAGUUGUUGUAAGUGUAGGAAAUUUACAAGUGUUUGUGUCAAAACAAUACCUGCAUUUCUGGAAUGUUGAGUCGUCAGUUCUGUCACGUUUUCUAUGGGAUCUCUUGCUCCUUGUUGGAUUUAUAGUACAACAUAGUCUAAUGGCAACUCAGGGGUUCAAAGAGAAUCUGGCUUGGAUGAACAUAACCAUAUCCCAGAGGCUAAUUUACAUCACAUGCACCUGCUUUGUUUUGCUGUUUGUAAUUUUUCAAUGGCAGUCAAUUCCUGACACAUAUCUCUGGUUCAUCGACACUCAAGGCAGGUUCUUCUUGUGGCUUUUCUUCUUCCUGUUACAUGUGUUAGCCUGGUUUCUGCUUGGGUUGGAACUUCUACUGGUAGACUUUGGAGAUUUGUCUGGGAUUAGUCAGGUUUAUAGAUACCACAACUCACUGAACCAACCUUUAGCUAAGCACAUUAUUCUAAUGGAGAUCUACACCCGCAUGAGACACCCUGGGGUUGUUUUAUUUACUGCCAUGUUGUGGGUCCACCCCCUUAUGACACUUGACCGCCUCCUUCUGGCCUGCGUUAUGUCCAGUUACAUGGUGGGGAGACACAGUUUUGAGAAAGUCCAUUCCGAGUAUGCUGAGAAAUACUUUACUGUGUCAACACUUCACAGAAAGUCAUCUGUGAGAUUUGAUGUGACCAAAGAAAAUUAAGGCUGUGACUAGUUAACUACACAUUAAAUUAUUUAGGAUUCUAUUUUAACUAUUAUUAUAGGCCUAUUACACCUAUAUUAUAUUUAUCAAUACAUUUUAGCUUGAAAAUGUAAAAAGCAUUUAAAAUAGCACUUGUUAUUUAAGUGUAAUUGUAAUUAUAUACUUAAUAUUCCUUAUAUUAAAAUUUGUAUUUAUUUAUUUCUCUUUUCAUGACUGCGUUCUACAAUAUCACAUAAACA
Messenger RNA from Physella acuta, 1243 nucleotides. Its product is annotated as nurim. Gene Ontology annotation, cellular component: nuclear membrane. The record is from RefSeq and is a predicted model, not a curated record. Lineage: Eukaryota; Metazoa; Mollusca; Gastropoda; Physidae.